Molecule: messenger RNA, 1291 nt
Organism: Tarenaya hassleriana
Lineage: Eukaryota; Viridiplantae; Streptophyta; Magnoliopsida; Brassicales; Cleomaceae
Product: protein TIFY 4B-like
Exons: 9
Coding region: 68-1105 (345 amino acids)
Biological process (GO): regulation of defense response; response to wounding; regulation of jasmonic acid mediated signaling pathway
Cellular component (GO): nucleus
Source: RefSeq, a predicted model, not a curated record
ACGGAAACGCCACUGGUCUCCGGCGGCGAGCUCCGGUGAGGUACUUUCGCUGGAAUUUGCGGCGGAGAUGGACGCCGGAAAGUCGCCGGCGAAAUCUAUUCUCGAGAAGCCCCUCAAACACCUCACCGAGGAGGACAUUUCUCAGCUCACUCGCGAGGACUGCCGCAAAUACCUCAUAGAGAAAGGAAUGCGAAGACCCUCGUGGAACAAAUCUCAGGCGAUCCAGCAAGUUCUCUCCCUCAAGGCUCUGUUGGAGCCCGGCGACGAUUCCGGUGCCGGAGUUCUCCGGAAGAUCCUCGUUUCUCAGCCGGAAACUUCCCGUCGCGUUAUGUCAUCUUCGACAGAGCCAACCAAGGAUUCGGGUCUUGUCCCGUUGCCGGAAGAUGAUAACUUCCCAUACCACGGGAAGGAUUCUCCGAGAUCAGUGGAGUUGUCCGGAGGCUCUGGCCAGUAUGCCGGAGAGAAGGAUAGCUACAGGACAAUAUCUCCCAGAAGUCCAGGUGAAACAAACUCGACGUUUGGGCAGCUGACGAUAUUCUAUUGUGGGAAAGUUUUCGUGUAUGAUGGAGUACCGCCUGAAAAGGCACGCUCAAUCAUGCACAUGGCAGCAAGUCCAAUUGAUUUGCCUGGAAAUGAUCUGUUCAGUGGGAACCCUAAUCUUUGUUCCCAUACAUCUCAUCUACAGACAACGACUGAAAGUUGCGGGCUUUUCGCUCCCGGCGGUACAAUGUCCAAGCCCAUUAGCUCAGACAAGAUGGCGGAAUUUCCUCAGUAUUGCCCUGAGAAGGCUUCUCGUGAUUCUGCAGAUGUAGAGGGUCAGGUGAACAGAAAGGUAUCAUUGCAGAGAUAUCUUGAAAAGCGGAAGGACAGAAAAUUCUCAAAGGGCAAAAAGGCUCAGGGAGUUGGAUCAUCCAGCUUGGAGAUGUAUUUGAGCAACCAGGCUCGGUUAAAUGCUGUAUAUGGACAAUCAAACCUAGGAAACACAUCUUCUUCUCCACCGCAGCAGCCGCCGCCGCCUGGAAUGGCCCGUAUUUUUUGCGACUCCCCCGAAAAUCAGAUGAGAAACUCCAAUCUUUCGGUAGAUCUGAACAGUGAAGACAUUUGAUGGAUGACCCGCCAAACCCGAGAUGUCGUUUAAGGGUAAUAAGGUGUCCGAAGCUGGCAAUGGCGAAGGAAGGAAACGACGGGAAACCCGAGCUUUAGCUGCUGAAAAACAGGAUCAAGAUCGGGCGAAAGAAGGGUAUAUCAGAGAGUAAUCAUAUAUCCUGACAGCUUCUGAGUUUUUCUUUUC